This is a messenger RNA of Neomonachus schauinslandi (Hawaiian monk seal), 1852 nucleotides long. It is a transcript of the gene C12H7orf57, whose product is annotated as chromosome 12 C7orf57 homolog. Bases 211 to 1092 code for a protein of 293 amino acids. The transcript is spliced from 9 exons. NCBI's taxonomy places the organism in Eukaryota, Metazoa, Chordata, Mammalia, Carnivora, Phocidae. The record is from RefSeq and is a predicted model, not a curated record.
CCGCAUCCGCUGGGAGUGCGAGGUGGGCUCGGCCCCCAGCGGCCGCGGGUGGAGUCGGCUCGGGCGGUGCGGGCCGCACUCACGGAGACCCUCGGCAGACCGGUGGAGGUGGACGGAGAGAGGAGGCCGUCAGAAGUGGCCUUGGCAGCUCAGCCCCGGCGGCGUUCCCUACUCCCCCGAGAACAGCCGGUCCCGCGUGGCACCCCCGGCAUGAGGAACACAAGCAAGGAGCUGCACGGCGCGGCGAGCCGCUAUGCUCCCUGCGACUGGUAUUACGACCUUCCCAUGAAGCGGUCCAACAACCCCGUGGACGUCCCACCGGCCUCCCAGAUCCCGGGCCUCAGUGAUCUGAGGGAGCCUCCCAACAGGCAUAUGCCUGGGCUGCAGAGGUAUUGGAUAAAAGACACAGACUCAGAGUACGUGAAGCUUGCGAAGCAAGGCGGCCAGCCCGAUCUGCUGAAGCACGUCGUCCCUGGGACCAGGAAAGCCUCCCCCGUGGCCUACUGCUUGCCGGAUUGGUACAUCCACCACGGCAAGCCGCCCACGGCCAAGCAGAGACCGUGGGCCGGUGGCCGCAUAGACCUCCUAGAACCAGCGGCUGGCAAAGCGUUCUUCGCCCCAAAGGACGCAGGUGCCCUGCGAAGCCAGAAGUGCAGGGAACCCCAAGUCCCUGUGGUGAUUACAGAGCUGUGGGGAGCCACCGUCCCCCAGAAUGUGAGGCUCCCAGCCAUUAACUCCACGUACCCGAGCAAAGUGGGGACCCCGCUCGGCCCCAGAGACCCUGCAGGAGGCAGACUCUCCUUCCCUCCCAUGCCUGGUCAAAAAGCCAGUUCACCCACAAACUUUUCCAAACUUAUCAGCAAUGGGUACAGAGAUGAGUGGCUACAGCAGCGAGCUGACUCAGAGGAGAGGACCCUGCAGACCUCCGGGGCAGGCCCCCCAUCUCCAUCCAUGCAAGAGCCCGAAGGGAGCCAGGACACGGGGUCGGACCCAGACCUGGAGGCGCCUGGGGGCACCAAGGACGUUCAAGAUGCUCCUCCUCCAAGAGGAACCCCAUCUUCAUCGGCAUCUACGCCAGGAGAGCUCAACUAAACCCCCGCCUACUGCGCACCUAGGAUCACUUUCUGAUGGCUGAAUAGGAUCUGACUACACACCUAUAUUUUUAGGGCUUCUGCUUUAUUUUAUGAACAUAGAUUCUUAUGAGAUAGUGUAUCUUAGAGCCGAUUUGACAUCACAGUUGCAUAAAUGGUACACAUGUUGGGCGUUGCUUCCUGCAUCUCCCUGGCCUGGGAUGUCCCAGUGUCUUGGAACCACUUCCUCCCCAGCCCACCAUCAUCUGACCUCACCUGCUCCUCUGUGAGUCUCCGUCGGUGACAUUUCGAUUGAAAUCAACUAUUUAGACGCUACCUAGCAGAAACUCAAAGUCUUCCUUUAUUUGGUCCUGUAAUCUUUGUAGAAAUAAUUUUUCCUGUUUCAAAAAAAUUUAACUCCAGAUUAUUGUGACAUACUUUAUAUUAAGAAAAAGAUGGAUUUAUUAUGCCUUAAGGUUCUAAGCAUUUAAUCUAAAAGCAUGGUAGCAUUUGCCGGUUUAAAAUGUUUGCUAAUAUUUUUUGCAUAAACUGAAAUUUAUAAUAUUACACACUUACUAUUUAGUAUCGUUUAGGUAAAACUAUGUUUAAUUUUAACAUUUAAUUUAGUAGUCAACAAAAAUUCUUAAAUAAUCAGAUUGAAUUUUCUUAUUUUAUAAAUUUUGCUACUGUUUAUACAUAAGUAAUUAGCAUGACAAUGCAGCUUUAUAUUUUGUACAUUUAAUUCAUGAAUAAAAUAAUAUUUGCUGGAAGGUUUUCAGAAA